AAGCAGUUAUUGACGAUUCAAAACAGUUCUUCUUCACUCUCUCUCAAAACUUCCCAAUGGCUAAGAAACGUCCCCUAAAAUCGACAAUAAGAGAGACGAAAAUCGAACAAACAACAACAAAAACAGCAUCAACGAUGGAUUCAGAGAGUUCUAAGAGAUCUACAAGAAGCCAGAAGCAUAAAGAAACAAAACCUGAUGACGAUUUCGAAGAGCUGUACAAUCCCAAACCACUACAAAUUGUACAACCAGGAGAAUCAAUCCCUACUUUUGAUAAUGAACCUUUGCAUCCCAUUCCACUAAAAGUUGUAAGACCAACAAAAAAGGAAUAUUAUAUGAGUCCGAAAUUUUGGAAUGAAGUAGCAAUCUGGGGGCCAAACUAUACCAAUCAUCCUACUUCUGGUGGUGAACCUUCAGAUCCCAUAAAAGAAGAGAUUGAUGAGAAACCUGAAAUCUCAGUUGUACAACCCAAAAAAGAAGAAGAUGAUGAAAAACAAAAGAUCCCCAUCCUACAACCUAAACAUGAAGAAGAUGAGGAAAAACCUAUAAUCUCAGUCAAGAAUUUUGGAAGGAAGUAGCAAUCUAGCCAGCUCCUGCUAUGAUCAUCAUGUUUAUGUUGUUUGUUUUAGUUUUCUAAUGUUAUCAAUGUUGUUAUGUAUUAUGAUCAUGU
This is a messenger RNA of Helianthus annuus (common sunflower), 667 nucleotides long. RefSeq lists its product as uncharacterized. The record is from RefSeq and is a predicted model, not a curated record. The transcript has 3 exons. Bases 57 to 575 code for a protein of 172 amino acids. Lineage: Eukaryota; Viridiplantae; Streptophyta; Magnoliopsida; Asterales; Asteraceae.